Molecule: messenger RNA, 2241 nt
Organism: Striga asiatica
Lineage: Eukaryota; Viridiplantae; Streptophyta; Magnoliopsida; Lamiales; Orobanchaceae
Source: the annotation of a GenBank genome assembly
GUCUAAUUCCUCCGCCCUAUCGAACACGAACAGGGAAAACCAUUUUGAAGCCUCCUGUUAUUUUUUUGUAUGAUAUUUUGGCUUAAAUAAAUACUCUCAAAGCCUCCUCUUCUCCGAUUCAUUUCAAGCAGCCGAGAGCUCAUCUGCCGCAAGAGAUUCAAUGGCUGGUUUUCUACUCAAUAAGAAAAAGAAAAGUGCUAAGUUGUUAGAUCCUCCUCCAAGGAAGAAGCAAAAAGCAGAAGUUACUUUACAGAAAGAAGCAGAGAAAGAAGACUUGCUCAGUAGUGAUUCAGAUGGCAGUUGUGAACCCGAAGAACUUGAAGAAUCUGAUGUGGAAGAACAAGAUAACACUGAAUCUCUUUCAGAAAUGUCAUCUGAUGAUGACGAUCCUUUUGCCCAUGAUAUACUCCUUGGAAGUGAGGAUGAAGAUGAUAAAGAGGAGGAUGCAGGUGAGGAUGCUAGUGAGGAUGCAGAUUCAGAUUCUGACGAGUCUGAUAUCGAAAGGAGAGCAAGAGCCAUUGAUGAGGAAAGGGUGCAGGAACAAGCAGAUGGAGAAGCUGAGUUACAGCUUAACAUUAGAGAAGAAGCUGAUGAGUUCACUUUACCAACUCCGGAGGAGCUUGAAGAAGAGGCAAAUAGGCCCCCUGAUCUUUCCAACCUUCAGAGAAGGAUCAAAGAGAUCGUGCGUGUUCUUUCGAACUUUAAUGCUUUGAGACAAGAGGGAGCGGCACGCAAGGACUAUAUCGAUCAGCUUAAAAGGGAUUUAGGUUCAUACUAUGGAUACAAUGAGUUUCUGAUUGAAGCUUUAAUUGAGAUGUUUCCAGUUGUUGAACUUAUGGAACUUAUUGAAGCUUUUGAGAAGCCAAGGCCUAUAUGUCUUCGCACAAACACUUUGAAGACUCGUCGGAGAGAUUUGGCUGGUAUUCUAUUGAACAGAGGUGUCAAUCUUGAUCCACUGAGCAAAUGGUCAAAAGUUGGUUUGGUUGUAUAUGAUUCACAAGUUCCAAUUGGGGCCACUCCAGAGUAUAUGGCUGGUCACUACAUGCUUCAAGGUGCAAGCUCCUUUUUGCCUGUGAUGGCCCUUGCUCCUCAAGAAAAAGAAAAAAUUGUUGACAUGGCUUCUCGACUUCUUGCCCUUCUGAUUCAGUGUGUUUGUAGGGCUGCUCCUGGUGGGAAAACUACCUAUAUUGCUGCUCUUAUGAAAAAUACUGGUAUCAUUUAUGCAAAUGAAAUGAAGGAGUCGAGGCUCAAGUCACUCACCGCCAACAUUCACCGGAUGGGCGUAACGAACACCAUAGUUUGUAACUAUGAUGGGAGAGAGCUGCCAAAAAUUUUGGGGAACAACUCAGUUGAUAGGGUUUUACUGGAUGCCCCUUGCAGUGGCACUGGAGUUAUAUCUAAGGAUGAGUCCGUGAAAACCUCAAAAAGUGAACUAGAGAUACAAAACUGUGCCCACCUCCAAAAGCAAUUAAUACUUGCAGCUAUAGAUAGUGUGGACGCAAACUCAAAAUCAGGUGGAUACAUUGUUUACUCUACAUGCUCUAUAAUGGUUGCUGAGGUCCGUAAUUUCUUAUUUAUUCGAUUCAGGGGGCAUCGUUUUCAUACAUCCCUAGAUAAGACAAGGCGCUUUUAUCCCCAUGUCCACAACAUGGAUGGGUUUUUCGUCGCUAAGCUGAAGAAAAUAAGUAAUCGGAAGCCAUCUGCGCAGCAGCCUGAAAAUAUGGGUGAAGUUGAAUUUGAAGAAAAAAAUGAACAGAACCGUGUUGAAGAAGAUAGUGAAAUACGUCAGAAGAGAAAAAACGCUGAAGCAAAAGAGAACAAGAAAAGCAGCAAUGGGCAAAGAGAACAAAAUAAGGCACCCGAGAAUAAGAAACGAGAGAAAAAGAAACCACCAUCCAGAGAGGAAAUUGCAAAAAUCAGAGAAGAUAAGAGGGAAGCUUUGAGGGAAGCAAAGAGGAAAGCUAAGGCAGAAGGCAGAAAAGAAGUGAAGAAAAUAUCACAGGCAUUAUAUGGUUAAACCGUGUGCAAUUUAUAGAUUAGAUUUAGCUGUUGGAGAUCUAGAGCAUGUCUUACAAUUUUAUGAUACUCUUCCUACAAACUUUUGUCCAAGUUUGCAAAUACUGGCCUAUUGUGUGCCACAAAAAUUUUGUAUUACCAGAUAUUUAAAAAAGUACUAUUAUUAUUACAUAGUGUAAAAGUAAAUUGGCGCUCCCAUACAAACACACAAUACUAAUAUUCCAC